ACGUAUGCAAUCAGGACUGAACUGUAAACUAUGCUUUCCAGUGUGUUCAUUUGUUAACAAUAGAUAUCUUGAAUACUAUGGAAGUAAUCUCGUGCCCAUUUUAAAUAUCAAACGACCACAUCUCUGCAGAACUGGUUACUUUGAGCAAUGCGAGCCUGUUGCCUUAAUGCCGUGUGCACUCCGAAGCGGAACGACCAGUCGUCGUACAGACGGAAAGUGAAACUACGCGCACAAAACUUCCUGGUGUGUACGGCCGUUUAGGCGAGAGUGUUAUCGAUCGAAGGCAGUUGAAGCUGGCCGAAGUCACGAAGACUACCUCUGGAUAUGACGUUGCAUGUGCUGUUCCUGAUGUGGAUGCCAUAGGCCUUCGUUUUUGUGUUUAAUAAACAAGGGGAAAAGUCACAAAUGGGGAUCUGUUGCUGUAAAGUGAAGUGUGAAAAACACGAAGAACAAAAAGGUUUGCUUGAAAAGACGAGCAAAGGCAGUGAAGAACCUGACAGGGAGAAAGCAUGUUCUAAGAAGGAAGAUGGAGGUCAAGCUGACUCAAAUGGUACCCAAGACAGCAGGAAAUUGGGAAGUGAGGCGCAGAUGGCAGUUGUGCCAGAAAUGCAGGUAAACCAAGAGGUGGGCAGUGAAGUUAAAAAUCUGGGGACAGCUGAGAACAAAUGCCCAGAAGACUGCUCCCCUAAAACUGAAGAUGGGCACACAACAUACCAGAGUCAGAAGACCAAUGAGAGGAAUUUAGAAGAUGAAAAGACAGGAAGUGGACAUGUAGUGUGUCCUGUCCUCAAAAUUGAGACUACACGUGUAGAAGACCUCCCUAAGCUAGAGAACCUGCAGGAUAAAACAACUACAAAAAAAGCUGAGAGUGAACUCUCUUCCUCCAAAUCUGAAAAUGCCCACAGAAUAGACUUUUCCCUGAAGAGUGAGUCUAUAGAGGUAGCAGACCCCUCUCUUAAGAGUGACUUUGAAGGAGGUGCAGAUCCCUCCCUUAGUAGUAAACCAAUAAAGGUAGAAUACCCCUCCUUAAAGGGUGAACUCACAGAGUUAGAAGAUCCAUCUCUCAAAUGUGAACCUGUAGAGUUAAAAGACCCCUCUCUCAAGAGUGAACACAUUGCGGUAGUUCAGCCUAAUUUUAACAGUGAGCCUGUUGAGGCAGUGGACCCCUCCCUUAAGAAUGAGCCUGUAGAGACAGUGGACCCCUCCAUUAAGAAUGAGCCUAAAGAGGUUGCGGACUCUUCCCUUAAAAAGCAGAUCAUAGAGGUAGUGGAACCCACCCUAAAAAGUCAGUCUUUACAGUCAGAGGAGCGCUUACCUGGGCCCCAGGACGUGAAGGCAGAAGACCCAACCCCUAAGGCUGUUGAUGGAGCUGCUGUAGGUCCUGAUACAGUGUUCCCCGAUGAAGCCUCCUCACUGACUGAUCAUAAACCUUGCUUGGGAAGUCUAUCCAGGCCAGCAGAUGAAGAAGCUGCAGAGAUGGUGAGUGGCACACUCAACCUGGAAGGAGAGUCUGAGCAUAAGGACCAUGCUAGUGAGGGUGAUGUUCCAGCAACUGUCAAAGAGACAUCAGAUGUGAAUGAAGACAACAACUCAUCCAGCCAAGCUAAAAAGCCCUCCGUUAUCGAUGAGCUCAUAACCAGAAAAAGUUGCACCACUGAGGAGGAGGAGGAGCCUGAGGAUCCAGAGGCUAAGAUGGUGGUACUGCAGGUAGUGCCAUCCCUACAGGGGAUUGCGCAAGAUGUAGAGGAGGAACUGGAGGUGGAAGUGAAGAAAGUUGAGGGAAUCGGGGGAGAGUCUGAUGAGAGAGAGGAGGAAGGGGACGCCUCCAAGACGACCGAGGCCGGUGGCAAGGGUAAAACGAUGGAGCGAAACAGUCCUACUGAAACCCAGGAAGAAAACGCAAGCCCGGGCAGCCCAUUGAUGGUUCAACUGAAAACUGAGCCAUUGUCAUCUGAACAUGGCAUUACCGUUGUGACGGAAGCAGAAAGUUUUGAGGACUUAUACCGUUCGGAAGAGGAUAUUAUCAAGGACAAUAGCGAGCAUGGAAAGAUGGAGCCACUGAUCCAGAUAACACUUCCCGGGGUUCAGGACAGGAGCAGUGUGGCGCCAGGGGUGAACAUUCUGUCCUACGGUCAAGGGGAGUGGAAGGGCAACACAGCCAAAAGUGCCCUCAUCAGAAAGGGGUACUCAGAGCUGUCACAGAGCUUUGAGGGCCUGCGAAGAGUCAGGGGUGAUAACUACUGUGCCCUGAGGGCUACCCUCUUCCAAGUCCUUAGUCAUAGUAACAAGCUUCCUGCCUGGAUUGAGGAUGGUGACAUCACACUGUUGCCAGAGAAGCUUGCAGCGGAGAUGGAGCCAGUUGAGAGCUGGAAGUUUCCCCUCGGGUGUAUUGAGGCAGGAGAAAAGGAGGGUGCCAUCGAGCAGCUGAAACGUCACCUGAGGCUCCUCCAGAAAACGUGGCGGGCAGUGGCCAAGGCGGACGGCGCGGAGGAGAGGCGGAGCCUGUGCGAGGCCAUGUUCCAGGGCGGGGAGGAGGAGCACGCCCUCCUGGAGGCCGUCAAGCUCCUGAUGCUGAGCUCUGCGGUGGAGCUGCACGCGAGCAUGGAGAGCGGCAAGGAUGUGCCCAUGUUCUGCCUGCUCCUGUUCGCCCGCGACGACUCCGACUGCCCCCGCACGUUCCUCACCAACCACCUGAGCCACGUCGGCUUCAGCGGCGGCCUGGAGCAGGUGGAGAUGUUUCUCCUGGGGUAUACUCUGCAGCACACUAUCCAGGUUUACCGGCUAUAUAAGACAGACACAGAGGAGUUCAUUACCUACUACCCCGAUGACCACAAGGAAGACUGGCCCCUGGUGUCUCUGGUCACUGAGGAUGACCGGCAUUACAAUGUCCUUGUGGGAAAAAACUGAAGGCGUUUGAUUCCCCAGAAGCCCCAUCAGAAGCCUAUUGACCAGACUAAUCUCAGUCUUUAAUUUGGUCAGUUAAAAACAUUUUUUUUUUUUACCUCUUUUUAUGUAAUUGUUUGCUGUAGUACAGUAAGGGAUGCAAUGUAUUAAAUUAAUGUAGUAAACUAAACAUGAAAAGCUAAUGAAUGCAUUUCUCGUUUUAAAAUUAACAGCUUGUUUUUCAAUUCUGGGAUUGCAAUUAUGUUUGGAAUCAAAACCAGCGUACACAGGGGGUCCCCAGGACAGUUUGGGAACCACUGGCCUAAAGAGCAUUCAACACUGUGAAGAUUUGUCUUGAACACCCCAAAAGUAUAUUUUACAGAAAAGAACAUCCAGUUUCUUCAUGGCUGGCCUGGUGUGGUACAGCAGCUUUGUAACACCUUUCUGAGCUUUCUUAGCUCAACAACACCAAUGCAGGCCUAAGAAAUGUUAGCAAGCUUAAGAACCAAUCAGACAUUUAAUUAUUGUAUAUCAUUGUGACUUGUUGAACCAGCUUAGCUUCAUGUUGUAAUGAUACAGAGCUGCAAGGCCUGCUCGAGGGCACCCUUCUGGAUCUGGAUUUCAGCAGUCCUGACGUGGUGGUUUGUAAAGCAGAUAAAUGAUGCGUCUCACAUCGCUAUCGCAGUGGGACACACAAGCUGAUAAUGUUCCAUCAUAGAGUCUGUGCCAUAAAAGGGUAGUUACUCACUGCAUUCUGCGAUUGGAGCAAUUCUCCUUUGGAAAAUGUGUUUUUUCCCCACUGAAUUUCGUAUACUGAAAUAACACAUUGGGUUACAUGUAAAGUUUCAAGAUUGGGAUAACAAAAGAAGUUGCUUGGUGAUUUGUUAAGGGCGAUGGUCCUGUUAGUGUGAUGUUCCUGUUUUCUCAUGUGACUGUUCAGAAUAUUGCCAAAGUGAUUUAGCUAAUGAAGGAAGCUGCUAAAAUGUAUGGUCUCUGUCCUGUGUGUGUAGAACAAACUCGGGUGUUUCUUCUGUUCUCACUGCACUAUUGAACAUUGUGUGCUGUGCUCUUCCUGCAGAAGUAAACCAAUGAAAUGUAUCUGAUGGUGUCCACCUAGUUUUUGGAUGAAGAGUGUAAUGCCUUGCUUGAUAGGUCUAAUAUACAGGUGUAUUAAAUGACUACUGCUUUUCAUGCACUGUUACCAAGAGUUCCCAGCAGUAUGGUAUCCAACAUCCACAAGAAGGUGCUCACAAAGUAUUUUCCUUCUAUAAUAUAUAUUGUAUAUAGUAGUUGAUGCUUUCUUGUUAUUUUCAACAAGUAUUAUAGAUGAUGUCAUUUAUUGUAGUGUAUUAGCACACAGAUAAGUCUUGGAGGGCCACAGUUUCUGCAUGUUUUUUGCUUUCCUUUUCAAUCAGCAGUCAAUGUAUAUCUUUGAGACGAGGCAUGUGGACUGUAAACAAUCUAUGACUCAAAGCAGGGGUGUCCAAUCUUAUCCAAAAAGGGCCAGUGUGGGUGCAGGUUUUUGUUUAAGCUCAGAACUAUGACACCUGAUUCUACUAAUUAACUAAUCAUGGUUUUCAAUCAAGACUUUGAUAAGUAGAAUCAGGUGUCAGAGAGCUGGGCAAAAACAAAAACCUGCACUAGGCCAGAUAAGAUUGGACAGUCCUGACUUAAAAGUCACUUUUCUGAAAAUGCACCAAAAAGCGGACACUGAGGCCUUGCAGAACUGGAAUCUGAACCCCCUGCAUUAACAUAUCUAUGUUAGGCAGUGGAGGCAUGUGAUGUAAAUCUUAGCCCACGUUUGAAAAGAAAGGAUUAAAUAAAAAAUGCAACAAUGAA
This is a messenger RNA of Anguilla anguilla (European eel), 4722 nucleotides long. RefSeq names its product AF4/FMR2 family member 4-like. Gene Ontology annotation, molecular function: cysteine-type deubiquitinase activity. Lineage: Eukaryota; Metazoa; Chordata; Actinopteri; Anguilliformes; Anguillidae. The record is from RefSeq and is a predicted model, not a curated record. Gene Ontology annotation, cellular component: cytoplasm. The coding region runs from base 406 to 2907 and encodes 833 amino acids. Gene Ontology annotation, biological process: protein linear deubiquitination. The transcript is spliced from 11 exons.